Rotaria sp. Silwood2 is the source of this 1098-nucleotide messenger RNA. The record is from the annotation of a GenBank genome assembly. Lineage: Eukaryota; Metazoa; Rotifera; Eurotatoria; Philodinida; Philodinidae.
AUGUCUGCCAAAGAUCUUUUAAUAUUAGUCACAGAUGGAGUGAAAGAAGAGAAGGUUGCAGUACCCAAUAAUAGUGUCAGCAACAGGUUAUUAUGUGGAAUUUUCAAAACGAAUAUUGUCGGUUUACAAUGUAUUGAUUCUAGGCCAAAUACUGAAAGCAUCUUUAUUGAUGAUGUUGCUGGUCAAUAUGCUGUAAUUGUAGAAGAACACUUGAUGUACAAAAUCAUUGUUGAGUAUAAAGGGACAACAUCUAAUGUUGAACCAAAAUUAACUGAAUCAAAUGCUCAAGCUAGUUCUGUACAUGCAACAAGAGAAAAAAUUCUUACACCAACGAACGAUAUUAGUAGAGCAGAAUUUAAUCAAUUAUUAUCAACAUUUGAUGAGAAGCUUAGGAAUUUAAGUACAAAUAUUGAUACAAAAUUCCAUAAUUUAUCAAAUAAACUUAAUUUGCUCUUUGAACUUGUUCAACCUACUAUUGGACGAGCAAUUAAUCCAUGGGAUGUAACUGCACGAUCGCAAGGUUCAUCUGGUAACAGCUUAUCAAAACAAGUUAUAAGCAAGUUUUAUAAUAUAGAUGAAAAUGAGUGUAUGAUUUGUGGUCCAUGUAAUGAUGUUGUAAAUGCUCAUAUAUGGCCAAAACAUACACAUGGUGAACAUUUAUUGUCAAUGUUUAAUUUAUCAAGUGAUGGUUUAAAUGAUCCAAGAAAUUAUUUAAGAUUAGCCAAAUCACUUGAACUUGCUUUUGAUAAUAAAACAUUAACAGUUAUUAUCCAAAAUGGACAAUUGCUACUAUAUGUAUUAGAUGAUAUGCUCAAAAAGCAACGAGUAUCUAAUACAAGAUACACAUUUAAAGAUUGUCAUUUAUGGCCAUUAAAAUUUGGAAAUUCAAAUCGACCAUUCUUCAGAAUUUUAGCGGCUCAUUGUAGAAAUUCUUUUAUUGAUGGAUUUCGUUUACAAAAGAUUAAUUAUGAAACAUACAAAUGGGGUUAUAACAGCUCAAUUAUUAUGUUAAAUACAUCACCUGAUGGGGCAAAAGCUAAAAUUUUUGAUUGGCUUGAACGAAAUGAAAAAAUGAUGAAAAAAAAAGAAAGAUCAUAA